Messenger RNA from Oncorhynchus keta (chum salmon), 5877 nucleotides. RefSeq names its product E3 ubiquitin-protein ligase RNF19A-like. Gene Ontology annotation, molecular function: zinc ion binding; ubiquitin conjugating enzyme binding; ubiquitin protein ligase activity. Gene Ontology annotation, cellular component: ubiquitin ligase complex; cytoplasm. Lineage: Eukaryota; Metazoa; Chordata; Actinopteri; Salmoniformes; Salmonidae. The record is from RefSeq and is a predicted model, not a curated record. Gene Ontology annotation, biological process: positive regulation of proteasomal ubiquitin-dependent protein catabolic process; ubiquitin-dependent protein catabolic process; protein polyubiquitination.
CUCGACCCGUCUUUUGAUCAGCUCAGAACGGAAGAAGGUGGGACGCGACGGAAAAGUAGAUUAAAGAAGGAUUUCUCGAGGGGGUGGGCAUGUUGAAGAGAAAGAAUGUUUUGUUGACAUUUGACCGGGACAGACGGCAUUACAGUUGUUAAACGACGGACAAGGAGCCCUGAAGACCCAGGAAAGGACUGGCGAUAACCACCAUGACUUAAACCCUGUGUUCCCCACUAGACCCCUGACCCCCUCCCCUGUCCCCACCCCCUGUCUCUCCCCGGCCUCCCUUCCCCUGUCCCCAGCCUCCCCUCCCCUGUCCCCAACCCCAGUCUCUCCCCAGCCUCUCCUCCCCUGUCCCCAGCCUCCCCUCCCCUCCCCUGUCCCCAACCCCAGUCUCUUCCCCCGGCCUCUCUAACCCUGUCCAUGUGAGGGGUUGGGCAGCGCCCCCCUGUCCUCCCCCGCGAAUCCCUCUGGAGCCAUGAUGAGCCUCCAGAAGCAUCAAACCAUGGGCUCUGACCGGGACCUUCAGUCCUCCUCCUCAGUCAGCCUGCCCUCCGUCAAGAAGGCCCCCAAGAAGAGACGUCUGUCCAUGGGGAACCUGUUCAGACGGCGCCGGGACCCCAAGAGGAAGUCCAUGGAGCUCCAUGGGGAAGGAGGGGUGGAUGGUAUCGCCAGCAUAGACAGCAUCCGCUCAGACCUCACGCUGAACGAAAAGAACUCUGCCUUCUCAGUGGCCGGAGCUGCCUGCACCUCCUCCCUCAGGGCGUCCUCCUCCUCCUCCUCCUCCUCUUCCUCGCGGGGUCGAGAGCUGCUGGAGUGCCCUCUGUGCCUUCUACGUCACUCUAGGGACAGUUUCCCGGACAUCAUGACCUGCCACCACCGCUCCUGUGCGGAUUGCCUGCGCCAGUACUUGCGAAUAGAGAUCAGUGAGUCGCGCGUCAACAUCAGCUGUCCAGAGUGCUCUGAGCGGUUCAACCCCCACGACAUCUGCAUCAUCCUGGGAGACCAGCCCCUCAUGGAGAAGUACGAGGAGUUCAUGUUGAGACGAUGGCUGGUGACCGACCCUGACUGUCGCUGGUGCCCCGCCCCAGACUGCGGGUAUGCAGUCAUUGCCUUUGGCUGUGCCAGCUGUCCUAAGAUCACAUGUGGACGUGAGGGGUGUGGCACGGAGUUCUGUUACCACUGUAAACAGCUGUGGCACCCCAACCAGACGUGUGAUGCCGCCCGGCAGCAGAGAGCCCAGAGCCUGAGGCUACGCACCUUCAGCUCCUCGUCUCUUAGCUACAGCCAGGAGAGUGGUGCUGCAGCCGAUGACAUCAAGCCCUGUCCGCGCUGCGCUGCUUACAUCAUCAAGAUGAACGACGGCAGCUGUAACCACAUGACCUGCGCCGUGUGCGGCUGUGAGUUCUGCUGGCUCUGCAUGAAGGAGAUCUCUGACCUGCACUACCUGAGCCCGUCAGGAUGUACCUUCUGGGGCAGGAAGCCGUGGAGCAGGAAGAAGAAGAUCCUGUGGCAGCUGGGCACGCUGGUGGGCGCACCGGUGGGCAUCGCUCUGAUCGCUGGCAUCGCCAUCCCCGCCAUGAUCAUAGGCAUCCCUGUGUACGUGGGGAGGAAGAUCUAUAACCGCUACGAGGGGAAGGACAUCUCUCCUCACAGGAGGAACCUGGUGAUAACAGGAGCAGUCACUCUGUCUGUCCUCAUGUCCCCUGUGGUGGCAGGCGUCUCUGUCGGCAUCGGCGUGCCCAUCAUGCUGGCGUAUGUGUACGGCGUGGUGCCCAUCUCUGUGUGUCGCAGCGGGGGCUGUGGGGUCUCCACUGGUAACGGGAAAGUCCGCAUCGAGUUUGAUGACGAGAACCAGAUGACCGCAGGGAGCGGGGCGCAAGCUACUGACACGACCUCUGUGGCAGACACCAGGAACAACCCCAGCAUGGGGGGCAUGACGGGCAGUCUGAGUGCCAGCGGGAGCCACGUGGACCGGAUGGGGGGCAUGACGGGCAGUCUGAGCGCCAGCGGGAGCCACGUGGACCGGAUGGGCGCCAUGAGGGACAACCUGAGUGAGAACGCCUCCACCAUGGCCCUGGCUGGAGCCAGCAUCACCGGAUCUCUGUCUGGCAGCGCCGUGGUCAACUACCUGAACAGGUUGGAGGUCCAGGCUGAUGUUCAGAAGGAGAGGUGUAGUCUGAGUGGAGAGUCGGCCACCUUCAGCUUGGGGACCAUCAGUGACAACGCCAGCACCAAAGCAAUGGCUGGAUCCCUUCUCAACUACAGGUCAGGGCCCACGUUUGUUCCACUCGACUCUUCCUUUGUGUCUGGUGGUGUUUUGUGUAGAGACGGGACCAGUAUGGAGGUGCAGGUGGACAUCGAGCCGGGUAAGUCUGCUGGUCAACUACACGACCACACUAUGGAUGAUGGGAGAGACGCUGGGCGCUGUGGCUGGUCCUGCCACUCUGGAUGCCCCUCAGAGGGCCAGGAUGGCACAGCCAAGUCCUCCUCUUCCUCGGGGAAGAAGAGUAAAAGCAAGCUGAAGAAGGGAGGAGGCUGUAAGAUCCAGCAGACGAGGGAGGACAUGGACGCUCGUCUCCUUGAGCAGCAGAGCACCAACUCCUCAGAGUUUGACUCUCCCUCCCUCAGCGGCUCUCUGCCCUCCGUAGCCGACUCUCACUCCUCCCACUUGUCAGAGUUCAGCGGCGGCUCUGACCUGGAGAUCACGAAGACGUCCUGCAGCCACGGAUCCUCGUCUGACUACCACAGCCGCUUCGCCACAGUCAGCCCUCUGCCUGAAGUAGAGGGAGACCGGCUGGAGGCGUUACCCUCACCCCGAGGUGUCCUCUCCCAGCCUCACUCCCCAGUCUCCUCGCCCUGUCCCGAGGUGUCCGUCUCCCCGAGGUGUCUGAUAGCAGAGGAAAACAUCAACCAGGUGUGUCCUACGAAGGCAGAUUGUGACUGUACUACAGGAGGAGCCCUUCCCGUUGGACAGCUGCUGCAGGAGAACACCAACAACCUGCAGGCCCGUCCCUCCAGCCUGCUCCAGACCUCCUGUAUUCAGACUGCAGGCCCGUCCCUCCAGCCUGCUCCAGACCUCCUGUAUUCAGACUGACAUCUGACCUAAAAACACCAGUUUUUGGUUUCACAGAAUUUUUUUUUCUUUUUCUUUCUUCCCCAGAAGACAAAAGCUUUGAAUGGACAUUUCUGUCGUCCAGAAGCAGUGGAGAAACCUCAGCUCAGUCAGUAGGACUUGUUUUAAUAACAGCAAGGUGAAGGCUGUUGUUUCCUGUCAUGUGACCCCCAUUGCAGUGUUCUGACUGGCUGCUGUCCCUCCUCACAAGCAGGAGUGAAAGAGACCCACCACUGACCUCUGGGCAGACUGUCAGUCAAACUGGGGAUCAGGACGCAACGUUCAGGAACCUUCAAGCUCUCAAAACGCCAAGUUGAACUUUAAUAUGAACCAGGCAAUACUAUCCUUAGUGUUCUCUUCAGUUUUAAAAUGAGUUUAUAAUUAAGCCACUUCUGUUAAGUGAUGAUUUGUACUUGUUAUAAUUCGAUACUAGUCCGCUGGAAGGAAUUUAAAAGCCUGGUAGUAGUUUCUCUACGGCUAGCUGAGAGGGACAAACUAUUCUAUCUACGGCUAGCUGAGAGGGACAAAGUACUGUUGCAGAGUACUGUUGCUAGGUAGAAGUAGAGCUGGGUCUCUGUAAGGCCAUGGUUUAAAUAUCCCGAAGAUGGAUGAAUCACACCGAGGGUUAAUUAUAAUAGCCACAACCCACCAAUGAGGGAGUCACUUCCUCGAAAUUGUUUAAAAAAUAUUUUUCAACCGUCAGUAAAAUAAAAUUGUGUAUUUUUUUUUUUUUUCAGGCUGAAGAAGCUUUCACCUCACACAUAAUAAGAUAACUUUCACAUCUGUUAUAACCAAUGGUUUAUAUAUUACACUAGAUGACUGACAGGGGGCGCUGUGCUGAAGCCACCGUGCCUCCAUCUUGGCUCUCCCCCCUCCAUUGUAAAACAAUGUUUUGGAAGCUAAAGAAAUGUAUUUAUUAAUUGGUUUUAACAACAUGUAUUCCAUUACAGACACCUUAAUACUUUUACAUUCUAUAAUGUGAGCUAAACGUACAAAUAAAAGAAUAUGUAACAUUUUCCUUUUUAGAUUAAUGUUACUGUCCACACUAAAACAAAAAAAAUACUUAAAUACAUGUAAUGUUGUCCUUGAAACAUUUGAUUGAAACACUGCUCCUAAUGGAGAGAGCCAAAAUGGCCGACCGGUGGCUUCAAAGCCUCUUAAUGGCCAACACAUAUCAGUAAUCCAUCCCUUACUGGGGAGAGCCAAAAUGGCCGACCGGUGGCUUCAAAGCCUCUUAAUGGCCAACACAUAUCAGUAAUCCAUCCCCUACUGGGGAGAGCCAAAAUGGCUGACCGGUGGCUUCAAAGCAUCUCAAUGGCCAACACAUAACAUCAGUAAUCCAUCCCCUUCUGGGGAGAGCCAAAAUGGCCGACCGGUGGCUUCAAAGCAUCUCAAUGGCCAAUACGUAACAUCAGUAAUCCAUCCCCUUCUGGGGAGAGCCAAAAUGGCCGACCGGUGGCUUCAAAGCAUCUCAAUGGCCAACACGUAACAUCAGCAAUCCAGGGUUUAUAUACGUUGGUUAUUACUCAUUGUGCCUUUUUGAAAAGGAAAAGCUGUUUUUCCUCUUUCUAAUCGUCUGCAUCUCUCCACCUCUUCUAGACUUUAAAAAGCCAAAACAACAGAUUUCAGAUGGUCUCUGUUGACCAUGCCAGGAGAGAUACUAGACGAGUAGGGCUUCAUACUACUGUGGUAGACUUACACGUCUUGUUCAAUUGCCUACCAAAGACAGCACUCAGGCUCUUGAGAACUCUUGUUCCUGGUAACCCUUGACGACGUCUGUUUUGUCAUCCCCCAGACUCCACCUGGUGCAGCAUGUCUACACCAUGUGGUUAAACAUGUCAAAAUAAAACACAGGAAUAUAUACAGACUGAGUCAAAUAACAGGAGGCCAGAGUCUCCUGCUGUUAACCAGACUGGUUACAUAAAUGUACUGCAAUGCUCAGAGUGUAUGUACGGGGAUAUCAUCAGUCGUCCCCCCCACUCUAUUCCUGUCUGUGUCCCAAAUGACAGUCUGUUCCCGACACAGUGCACAGGUAGUGUACUAUCUAGAGAGUAGUGUGCCAUCAGAAUCACAUGGCGUCUGCUCCGUGUCUCCUGCCGGUCUGUGAAUGAUGACCUCUGGACUGAUUUAAAAUGCUGCUGCCUCUCCUCCCCUCACACACGUUGUCUGUGUUUAUUCCCUGAUUCAUUCUCUGCCCUGUCCAUUUCCUGUUGGUUUCAUUCUCUGCCCUGUCCAUUUCCUGUUGGUUUAAUUCUCUGCCCUGUCCAUUUCCUGUUGGUUUCAUUCUCUGCCCUGUCCAUUUCCUGUUGGUUUAAUUCUCUGCCCUGUCCAUUUCCUGUUGGUUUCAUUCUCUGCCCUGUCCAUUUCCUGUUGGUUUCAUUCUCUGCCCUGUCCAUUUCCUGUUGGUUUCAUUCUCUGCCCUGUCCAUUUCCUGUUGGUUUAAUUCUCUGCCCUGUCCAUUUCCUGUUGGUUUCAUUCUCUGCCCUGUCCAUUUCCUGUUGGUUUCAUUCUCUGCCCUGUCCAUUUCCUUUCCUAUACUUUAAACACUAGUGCCAGUUAGAUUUUCUCAUUUGCGCAGAAUGACAUUAUCCUGUCCCCAGAUCUGUGUUUGAUGUGGUAAUGACCAAAAGGAGAUGGACAGAGGACACACACAGAUCUGGGACCAGCCUAUAAUGGCAUUUGAAGGUAUCUGUAUAUUAGUUUGCUAAUUUCCUUUUACAAUGUGUGUAAAAUGCAUAUCUAAAAAAAUAAAUAUCUCUUAAACUUUU